AUGACUGCCGAAGAAGACCCGCUUGUCAGCGCCCUGCCUCCAGCGACUGAUUAUCUGACCUACCUCACGCUCCUCGAAUACCAGCUCACCCCCGAGCGGCUGCCGACUCUGCACCGCCUGCUACAAGAUGAAGUCCUCACGACAAAUAUCGGCUGGGACCUGGUCCAGCUUCUCCUGCCAAUGCUUCCACAGUCGCAGGAAUGCUUGCAGGAUAUUGCGCGCCUAGGCAACCCCCGCGAGGUCAUCCUCCGCGUCUCCGACUCGCUGAUGAAGCUGGAACCCGAGGAUGAGGAUAACCAAGUCGACGAAGGAGAGGAAGUUGCUGUUCCAGGAGAGGAUUUCGAUCGUGGGCUUCCGCAACAUGUCAUGAAAUUCAAUUCUUUGAUCGCCAUGCUUUCCGUCCUCCACAGCCGCAUCAAGACCAAAUACCCCAGCCGGUUCAUUGCAACCUCUCUCCAGGCUGCCUUGGAAGCGUAUGGCUCGAUGCCCACCGACGAAACGACGAAUGCCCUUUUGGAGUUUCUCAGAGACCUGUCUCCCACGAAACGACCUGCUCUGCCGCCACGUGGAACCAGCGACUCGUCUUUAGUACGCGUAUUGCAGGCAUCUGCUCCCGACCCGGAGGCCACCUACGACGAACCAGCAGCAUCAGAUGACCAAGCUAUUCAACUAAAACUCGUUCAGUUUGCAUUGGUUGAAUUGUUGAAAUCGUACAUGCUCAGCCUUUCAACAGCAGAGGAUUCGGGGAUGGCGUGGGCUUUGCGCCUGCAGGAAAAGCUCAGUCCAAAGGAAGGCCGAUCGACCGAUAAACUCUCAAAGAAUAAUAUCCAUUCGCAGACAGAACAUCUCAAGGAGCGAGACCUAGUUAUUGGGAGGAUCUGUGCGUUAUCGCGAGACCUAGGAAUCAAGGAUGAGGAUUUGGUAAAGAUUGCGACAUUGCCAGCAGAAGACCACCCCCCGCCGCUCGAUUUCGAUGAACCUCCCAAGACUGCCGAAGAAAUACCUCUACAACGCCAUGGCGCCUUACUUUUACUGGCUGCGCGAUCUGCAGCGAAUGUCUUGUGGCCCGGUGCUGCAACGGCGCGCGUUCCUGUAUACCCAGACCUUGCAGUCAUUUUCUCGAAUUUUAUCGGCAAUGCAGCUGCUGAAGAGCAGCCCCAGGCACUACACGAUGCUCUCCUAGCUAUUACUGCCAUGUCCUUGCACGACCAAGUUGAGAAACCGACCGAUGAGACGCAAUAUUCCGAUUUUGUCUUGUCCGUGACGACGAGCAGUUCUCGUCAGAUCUACAACAGUCUACGCAAGAUCCCGGCAACUAUUGCGCGAAGCCAUCCUGAUGAGGUCACUCGCUUUAAGCUGAUUCGCAGGAUUUUGGAAAAGGAAGAGCUUGUCUAUGCCCGAGAAACCGCGAUUGGGUGGCUGAAAGACGAGAUUCUCAAUGCGCCCGAACCGAGCACCAUCUUCCACGAUCCUCACUAUUUCAGUGUCCUUUUCCCGAUUAUGUUCAACGUGGCCGAGCUUGAAUCUCUCGCUGAUCCAUCUUCAAAUGUCGUCGUCCCAUUUCUCCGAUUCACACAGACUGUCGCACCGUACACGCAUGCCGCUCUGAGUCUGUAUUACAUUCUUCUUUCAUCGACACAACUCCGCGACAAACUCGAACUGGGCAAAACCCAGCACGCCUUCCAAACAAAAUUCCUGCCCCGACUGAAAUCCACAUAUGGCGCGUUUGAAGACGAUCUUCCGCAAAACGGCGGCGAUGGGCAGAUUGAAGCUGCCAUUGGCGAGGAUAUGUGUCAUUCUGGUAUGGCGCGCUCGGUUGGGUUGUUAUCUCAUGUUAUCGAGCAGGUGGAAGAGAAACUCGGCGAGUUAUAUGCGCAUGAUGAAGCGGGGGAUAGUGGACAGGCGGAUCUUGCCAAGGUAGAGAAGGUUAAAGCUGCGACUGCUGUAUGA
Messenger RNA from Talaromyces rugulosus, 1950 nucleotides. RefSeq lists its product as uncharacterized. The transcript has 2 exons. NCBI's taxonomy places the organism in Eukaryota, Fungi, Ascomycota, Eurotiomycetes, Eurotiales, Trichocomaceae. The record is from RefSeq and is a predicted model, not a curated record. Gene Ontology annotation, cellular component: cytoplasm. Gene Ontology annotation, biological process: cellular response to oxidative stress. Bases 1 to 1950 code for a protein of 649 amino acids.